AUGCACACCGGCCACAAGUCCGACAACAGCACCACCCGAGGGGAACGCUGCCCAUGGAGCGACCGCCCGACCACCGCCGACGACCCGACGACCCGACGACCCGACCACCCAACGACCCGACCUCACCCCGACCCGACGACCCGACCACCAACGACCCGACCACGACCCGACCACCCAACGACCCCGACACCCAACGACCCGACCACCCAACGACCCGAUCACCCGAACCACCGACCCACCCAACCACCCACGACCGACCACUCCCACGACGCCGACACCCACGAACCCGACACCCAGCGACCCCGACCACCCGAACGACCCAACGACCCGACCACUCAACGCACCCCGACCCACCCGACGACCCGACCACCACCGACGCACCCAACGACCCCGACCACCCCACCGACCACGACGACCGACGGGCACCAACGGUACCCGAUCCCGACCCGACCACCAACGACCGACCCACUGACCAACCACCCAACGACCCCGACCAACCAACGACCACCACCCAACAGACCCACCACCCAACGACCACACCACGACCUCGACACCCAACGCGACCCGACCACCCACGACCGCCCCCAACGACCGACCACCCAACGACCCGACCACCAACGACCCCGACGACCACACCGAUCCUCGACCACCAACGCCCAUCAACGCCGACCACCGACCCCCGACCACCCGACCACCCGACCACCCAACGACCCGACCCCAACGACCGACCACCCAACGACCGACCACCCAACGACCCGACCACCCACGACCCGACCCACCAACCGACCCGACACCCAACGACCCGACCACCCAACGACCGAUCACCGACACCCAACCAUCCAACGACCCGACCACGCCCAACGACCCAACGACGACCCAACGACCCGACACCCGACCACCACGCACGACCCGACCACCCACGACCCGACCACCCAACGACCCGACCAAGACCCGACCACCCAACGACCCGACCACCCAACGUACCCGACCACCCAACGACCCGACCACCCAACGACCCGACACCAACGACCCCGACCCACCCAAGACCGACCCCCCAAACGAACCCGAACCACCAACACCCAACACCCAACGACCCGAACCACCCACGCCCGACCACCACCCCAUACAGUGAUCACCCCGAGCGAUCGCAACGACCCGACCACCCGACCACCCUACAACGACCGAACCACCCGACGACCCGUACACCCGAUGCACCACCCGAGCCGCCACCCCAACGACCGUCCGACCCUACCGAAUCCCAACGACCCCCGUCCACCGCCCCCCCCCCCCCCCCCCGACCCACCCCGAACCCACCGCCAAACGACCCGAACUGUUCAGAUCCACCGAUCCCCGCCGCAGCCCACCCCACAACGCGCCCGGCUCUCCGCGUGCACGACCACCCCGACCCACCCCAACCGCACCAACGACCCCGACCCGCACCGCACGACGACCCGACCACCCGAACAGCCAACGACCCCGACCACCGACCACCUCACCCGUACCGACCACCCACGACCCGACCCACCCGACCACCCGAGCCCACCCGACUCGCUAUAUGACUCGCUGCGAGAAAAUUACAGCAGAUCUCGGGAAAAAAUAGUCUUAAAAGCACACAAUUUUUUCGCGAUGCACGGGGGGCGCGGAGUUAUCCCGGUAGCAAGCCCUGAGGAUAUUCCCAAACCAAAUUUACAUUGUGAACACGACACUUUUGGAGUCCGACGCUAA
Messenger RNA from Penaeus vannamei (Pacific white shrimp), 1725 nucleotides. NCBI's taxonomy places the organism in Eukaryota, Metazoa, Arthropoda, Malacostraca, Decapoda, Penaeidae. The record is from RefSeq and is a predicted model, not a curated record.